Molecule: messenger RNA, 1626 nt
Organism: Tetrapisispora phaffii CBS 4417
Lineage: Eukaryota; Fungi; Ascomycota; Saccharomycetes; Saccharomycetales; Saccharomycetaceae
Exons: 1
Coding region: 1-1626 (541 amino acids)
Source: RefSeq, a predicted model, not a curated record
AUGUUUUUAGAUUUUUCAGGAAGACGUCGAUAUUAUCCAAUUAAUGAAACUUUUGGAGAAUUAUACGUUGAAGUUCUUCAUUUCUAUUGGAUUAAAAAAGAUGCAACUGGCUUGGAUAAGAAAGACUUGAUACAACUUCAGUUGAAUUAUUUGAAGAAUUUUGCAAUUGAGGGGAUUGAUGCAAGGAUUGAAACGUUGGUUGUUGAUGAUUUUAUAAUCAAUAAUGAAUGGAUAUUGCAAAAAUUAUUACUUCUCAUUGCCGUGUUGAAACAGAUAAAAAGUGUAGGUGAUGUUAUUAAAUCUUGCCUUACUAUUUAUUUUUUAGACAUUAAAUUAUUUCAACUCGAGUAUACUUUCGAAAACGAUUACCGACAGGUAGAAAUUAUUGAUAUUUACAACUAUAUAUAUGAGGAAUUAUCAUGGUAUUAUAAUACAAUAUUGGUCAACAUUAGAAGAGGUAUUAUAAAUUUACAACCAGAUUUUGGAAUUACAAAGUAUGACAACUGGGAUUUUUCACAAAAAUUGUUAUUUUUCCAUCUUGAUGUCGGUUUAAAUGAAUUUAGUAGACCAACACAGAAUUUUAUUUUAGUUCCAAAAGCAUUUCCAAGAAAAUAUUUACUAGCAGGUAAAGAAUUCACAUAUUUUCAUGAUCAAUUAGGACUAAAUAACAGUUAUCGCUGUUUCAAAAUUGAAUUAGAUGAAGGCAGUGAUAUGAAUUUCAUAUUCCUGCAAGAUCGGAAUUUAGUUAUCUCUCCAUUGGAGUCCCCAUUGCAAUUCAAUUGGUGUGAUAAAGAUAAAAUAGAUUAUAUUGGUAGCCUCACUGAGGAAUCAUCCCCAAAAAAAUUACAAUCAAAACUUAAAUUGAAUAAUAGAACUAUUCUAAAAAAUGUCACAAACAAUAAUGGUCUCCCGCAAAGGAAUUUAAAUAUGUUAAAUUUAUUUGAGAAAGAAACACAUAAUAAAGUAAACCAAAAUGAGGUUGUGCAAGAUUCAAAAAGUCUCAUUGAUGUUGAUGAAGGUUAUAUCAAAGGCAGAGAAGUUACUACAGGUUUGGAAGCCACGGCAAUGGAUGAUUCUAUUGAAGACUCAGGGGAAUUAUUGCAACAAUAUUCAAGUGAAAUAGUUUUAAUUGAAAAAAGCCCUGUUCAAGAAAAUAUUUUAAAGGAGCUGAGCAAAACUGUAGAUAGAUUAUCAAUUGCUUCGAUGGAAUUAAAACUGUUAGAAUAUCCGGAGACUCCGGUAAUUUAUAAUGUAUUGCGACCACAAACAACGUUAAAUUUACAAAAUAGUUAUGGAGCCGAAGAACUUUCUAAAAAAUCGAAUAAUUACAUGUCAACAGAUAAUUUUGUUUUCCACAGCACUGAAGAGCUUAAAUCUUCAGCCUUAAUAACAAAUAGUAGGAAGUCUUCGAUAACUUAUGAAAAACCAUGGAAUAUCAAAAGAGACAUAGUAGAUAAUUGGAAGUACAAUAAUAUUGAAACGAUUACAGAGAACUUAGCUUCGGAUAAAUAUUUAGAAACUAUUCCAAUUAGAGAUGCUUUCAAACAGAAAUAUUCCAAGGUUAAAGAACAAUGUAGAUACUUCAAAACAUUUGUCAAAUACAGGUUAAACGAAGAACAGAGUUGA